Corticium candelabrum is the source of this 2831-nucleotide messenger RNA. RefSeq names its product transitional endoplasmic reticulum ATPase. Bases 106 to 2541 code for a protein of 811 amino acids. Gene Ontology annotation, molecular function: ATP binding; ATP hydrolysis activity; polyubiquitin modification-dependent protein binding. Lineage: Eukaryota; Metazoa; Porifera; Homoscleromorpha; Homosclerophorida; Plakinidae. Gene Ontology annotation, cellular component: cytosol; nucleus; VCP-NPL4-UFD1 AAA ATPase complex. Gene Ontology annotation, biological process: retrograde protein transport, ER to cytosol; mitotic spindle disassembly; autophagosome maturation. The transcript is spliced from 26 exons. The record is from RefSeq and is a predicted model, not a curated record.
CAUCAAUAACUUUAUCCGGGGUUUUUGAGUGACGUAGAUUCACACGUGUUACUUCAGAUUCGCUCUACUUCGUCUACCCUUUGAUUAGAACUGGUGUGCUAGACGAUGGCAGACAUCAAACCUCCGAAUCCGCAAGACGACCUGGCGACUGCCAUUCUUCGCAGCAAGGACAAACCGAACCGUUUGAUAGUCGAGGAUGCGGUGAACGACGACAACUCUGUGGUCGCCCUCUCACAACAAAAGAUGGACGAGUUGCAACUGUUUCGAGGCGACACGGUUGUGUUGAAGGGAAAGAAACGGAGAGAAACGGUUUGUAUUGUUCUGUCGGAUGAUAGUGCCAGUGACAGCUACAUCAGAAUGAAUCGCGUUGUGCGUCAGAACUUGCGAGUUCGUCUGGGAGAUGUCGUCAGUAUUCGAGCGUGUCCUGACGUCAAGUAUGGCAAGAGAGUGCACGUGUUGCCCAUUGAUGACACUGUGGAGGGUUUGACUGGGAGUCUCUUUGAGGUCUAUCUGAAGCCUUACUUUCUGGAAGCUUAUAGGCCCAUCAACAAAGGUGACAUAUUUCUUUGCCGUGGUGGAAUGCGAUCUGUUGAAUUCAAAGUGAUUGAGACCGACCCUUCCCCAUUCUGUAUUGUCGCACCCGACACUGUCAUUCAUUGCGAAGGAGAGCCAGUCAAGAGAGAGGAGGAGGAAGACUCUCUCAAUGACAUUGGGUAUGACGAUGUUGGAGGAUGCAGGAAACAACUGGCACAGAUCAAGGAGAUGGUUGAGUUGCCGCUUCGUCAUCCUCAAUUAUUCAAAACAAUUGGUAUCAAGCCUCCACGUGGUAUCCUUCUGUAUGGACCUCCUGGUUGUGGAAAAACUCUCAUUGCACGUGCUGUUGCUAAUGAGACGGGAGCAUUCUUUUUCUUGAUUAACGGUCCGGAGAUUAUGAGCAAGAUGGCUGGUGAAUCCGAAAGCAAUCUGAGGAAGGCGUUUGAAGAGGCAGAGAAGAACUCGCCUUCAAUCAUAUUUAUUGAUGAGCUUGAUGCAAUUGCUCCAAAGCGAGAAAAGACUCAUGGUGAGGUUGAAAGGAGGAUUGUUUCUCAGCUUCUUACUCUAAUGGAUGGACUCAAACGACGAGCUCACGUUGUGGUUAUGGCAGCCACAAACAGACCAAACAGCAUCGAUGCUGCUCUUCGACGUUUCGGUCGAUUUGAUCGUGAGAUUGACAUUAGUAUUCCGGAUGCUACCGGCCGUUUGGAAAUCUUACGUAUUCACACAAAGAACAUGAAGCUAGCCGAAGACGUUGAUCUGGAACAGAUUGCUGCCGAGUCUCAUGGCCAUGUUGGUUCUGAUUUAGCAUCCCUUUGCUCUGAAGCUGCUUUGCAGCAGAUUCGUGAGAAGAUGGAUCUGAUUGACUUGGAAGAAGACACAAUCAGUGCAGAAGUAUUGGAUGCUUUAGCUGUUUCAAUGGAAGAUUUUAGGUUUGCUAUGGGUCAAUCCAACCCAUCUGCUCUACGUGAGACGGUGGUAGAAGUGCCAACAGUCACAUGGGACGACAUCGGUGGUCUAGACAAUGUGAAGAAAGAACUUCAAGAACUUGUGCAGUAUCCUGUAGAACAUCCAGACAAGUUCUUGAAGUUUGGCAUGACCCCUUCUCGUGGUGUUCUCUUCUAUGGCCCACCUGGAUGCGGCAAGACGUUGCUAGCUAAGGCUAUAGCAUCCGAAUGUCAAGCAAACUUUGUGUCCAUCAAGGGUCCUGAGCUGCUCACGAUGUGGUUUGGAGAGUCUGAGGCGAAUGUUAGAGACGUCUUUGACAAGGCUCGUCAAGCUGCUCCUUGUGUCUUGUUCUUUGACGAGCUUGACUCUAUUGCCAAGUCACGUGGUGGAAAUGUUGGAGAUGGAGGUGGAGCUGCAGAUCGUGUUAUCAACCAGGUGCUGACUGAAAUGGAUGGAAUGUCAUCUAAAAAGAACGUCUUCAUUAUUGGAGCAACCAAUAGGCCUGACAUUGUCGACCCAGCCAUUCUACGUCCAGGUCGUCUAGAUCAGCUUAUCUACAUUCCUCUUCCAGAUGAACCAUCACGAGUUUCCAUCUUGAGAGCAAAUCUGAGAAAGUCUCCGAUAUCAAAGGACAUUGAUCUCACUUAUAUGGCGAGAGUGACUCAUGGCUUCAGUGGUGCUGAUCUGACGGAAAUAUGUCAGAGAGCGUGCAAACUUGCUAUUCGUGAAUCGAUCGAGAAGGAGAUCAGCAGGGAACGUGAACGCAAACUGAAUCCUGAUAUCGAUAUGGAUGUGGAAGACGAAGAAGAUCCCGUUCCCGAGAUCAGACGCGAUCACUUUGAAGAUGCCAUGCGCUUCGCACGUCGCUCAGUCUCCGACAACGACAUCCGAAAGUACGAGAUGUUUGCCCAGACACUGCAGCAGAGCAGAUCAUUUGGAACGAACUUCAGGUUUCCAUCAUCUCAGGGUGGAUCAUCCGGUGGUGGUCAACCGGUCGGUGGAGGUGGUAGUGGAGGUGGAUUAUAUGAAGAAGAUCCUGAUGAUGAUCUCUAUAGCUAGAGAAUAUACAUGGUACAAUAGAUAGGUGUGCAAGUUUUGUCCGUAUUUCCAGGCAAUUGUUUGGCUUGGUCAGUGAUAAAUGAGCUUGACUGUGGUUUCAACCGUGUGGGGGGUGUACGUGGGUGUGUGUACGUGUGUGUAUGGUAUUACAGACUGUUAUGGUUAAUGGUGGCUGAACUAUGAAAUGGUUUCACUUCAACAUGUGAGGCUGUGAAACAAGAAAAAUAACCAAGAGGCUGAGGCUGAGGCCCCACCGAAAAUUUGUUGUACUGUGUAGUGUGUUGCAUUUC